Molecule: messenger RNA, 4200 nt
Organism: Nycticebus coucang (slow loris)
Lineage: Eukaryota; Metazoa; Chordata; Mammalia; Primates; Lorisidae
Gene: CCDC121
Product: coiled-coil domain containing 121
Exons: 2
Coding region: 213-1493 (426 amino acids)
Source: RefSeq, a predicted model, not a curated record
AAAAUAGAACUUCGUCGGCGGGCGAAAGAGCAGACUGGGCUCCGCGUCAUCUUCUUAGCGUAUGACCUGGUUUUGGGUCUGACCAGUGACGGUAGUGGAGAAGUGAGGCUGCUGGGCUAGUGAGAGGAAGGCCGGAGAGAGCAGGAAGAAGGACUCUGACCCCGGUAAAGUAAUUCAUAGUUAAACCGUGGUCCCCAGGAAGGCAAGAUGAAAUGAGAUCCCAAGGGCAGGGCUCACACAGCAAGAAAACCGGGAGUGUUCCAAGACCGAGGAGCGGAGCCACUGGAAAAUCGGCUACUAGGGGUUAUUCGGUAGCCGAGGCGCUCAGGGCAGGGACUGGGGCAAGGUGCCACCCCCAGAGUUGCUGGGCAGCACCGAGACACCUUGAGCACCGACCAGAAAAACUACGAGAACUGUCCGCACUUGAACGCUGUUCCUCAGAGUCGCGGACCUCUUACGCUAACUCGCAUUCCUUGGCAAUCACCCCCAGAGAACUAGACAGUCGCGUAGACGUUGGGGAUGAACGCUUAGAUUCCAGGUGCAAGUUUGCUGAGGGCCUUAGAAGGCCCCCUCCACCAUAUUGUAGUCUAAUAAACAAUUUUUUUGAGCCACAGAACCUAACAAAGGUGAAGAACUUUAAAGAAAAGACAUUGGUGGAAAUGAGGACACUGAACAAGCAAAUAAAACAAGCUCAAAUCCAGCAGAAACUGCUGCAGGAUGACAAUGAGCACCUACACACAGAAAAGUUACUUGUCCAGGCUGAAAACAAGUUGUAUCUGGAAUACCUGAAUAACAAAGCUGAGGAUUAUAGAAAUAUAGACGAGAAGCUGUGGAACACCUAUUUACAAAAAUGUGGGGAGAUUCAACAAAGAAGACAAGAAGUAGCCUCCAGAUAUGAACAACAAACUUCAGCACUUAAAACAAAGCUCUUGGAAAAGGAAAAGAUUCAAUCAUAUUUGAAACAGCAAUUACAGGACAUGAGGAACAUUUCUACGUUAAAAGAGAUGCAGGAGCUAGAAAUACAGACAUUACAGGAGAAGGAGAGAAAAGUCCGAGCUGAGAUAGUUGCAGAGAAACAAGAAGUACAGGUCCAGUUAGCCGAGGAAUUCUUUUUCCUGGGGAAACAACUGAGUGAGCUAGACUUGCGGCAGUUAGGAAAGAGAAAAUUGGAGCACAAGAGUAAGAUUCAGGCCUUGGAGUUGGCAGCAAAGGAAUCUCUUUUUGAGUUCUCUUGUGGCCUAAUCAGAGAGAACCAGCAGUUACGGAAGAAAUUGCUGCAGCUAAUCCGUCAACCUCUGAUGUUGGAGGCUUCUCAAAGCCACUUAAAAAGUUGGAAGCAGCAGCUACAGCAGGAACAGUGGUAUCUGGAGUACUUAACCCGGGGGAGGCAGCGACUGCAAGGAAGUCGUAAUUGGUGCCUGAAAGAACAGGAUGCUCCACAGACUGCAUCUAGCCCUCCCCUAGGCACCAAGUCAAGGAUUGAUCCACAGUAAUUCCUAAAAUAACAAUGAUUAAAUAAAAGGUGGAGCAUUUUUCUUCGGUACAUUAAGCUGGUUAGGAAGGCUUUUGGAUUGCAGAUUGUUUCUGUAAAAUAUCCAUCCUGAGUUCCUGUAAGAGAUUAGAUGCUUUUUUCCAUCAGUCCUUCUAGAUAUUUGUGUAACUAGCUUCCCUUAAGUAGCUUUUUCUUUAAUUAGCCCUCGUUCAUAAGACGGUCCACAGAUCUCCAGUUAACCUAAUACAUGACCCUAAUACCUACCCAUUUCCCAAACACCCAUACAUCAAACUAGCUCAAGAAAACCAACUUGAGAAGUGAAACAGUUAUGUGAUUACAGUUAGUUAAUUAUGUAGUUAAAUUAGAUUUCUCUAUAGAGGAAGUACCUUUAAGGAUAGCAUUUCAGAUUGAUAGGGCUUUCUGCUCAGUAAACAGCCAAUUAUCAGUUUAUCUUCAUUCCUUUUGGCCAACUCAGCAAACUAAAGUAAAAUGUUCAUAAGCUCUUUUUAAAGUUUGUGGCAGUGACUAGAUAGCCCCUUCUAUAGUUUUCUCACAAAUGAAAAAGUACUUUGGUAACACCAAGUCCAGUCAGUUAGGCAGAAUGGCCUUUCAUCUGAUGCUAAGCCCCUACAGUUUUAGCUUUGACUAUACUGAAAAGGUAAACAAAGUACCAGGUCAAUUCUUUUGAAAAUGUUUUCUUUGACCAAAUACCACUAGCACUACUGAGAUGAUUGAUUGCCCUUCCUCAUUUCAGGAAAAUGUACCAAGAGAAUUUUAAAAUAUUUGGGCAACUUUUUGGAGUCCUGUGCCAUUGAUUUCUCUAGCAGUGUUCUAAAUUUUUUUUUUUUUUUUUUUUUUUUUUUGUGGUUUUUGGCUGGGGCUGGGUUUGAACCCGCCACCUCUGGCAUAUGGGACCGAUGCCCUACUCCUUGAGCCACAGGCGCCGCCCGAGCAGCGUUCUAAAUUCUAAGAUGAUAAGUAAAAUUAUUUACCACUUAGUUGAUAGUUUUAGAUCACUUAUUACAUUUUCUUAGAUGUAUAUCUGUAGCACUUUUGUAAUUAAUAUGUCCCAUGUAUUAUAUGCCCAUUUAAUAGAACUAGGAAUAUUUUAAAUUAGUAUACUGAUUGGUAGGGUAGUUAUAUUUUUUUGCAUUUAUGACAUUUAAUUUAGACCAGUGAUUUACUUGAAUGCUGAGUCCUAGGAUAUUCCAUAUUUUAAAUUAACUGUUUUCCAGAAAUCAGUGAUGAACUUCAAAAUAAUUUUCCUCAAUUUCCAACUUUAUAUGUAAAGUGAAUUCAUUUAAAAUUAGAUUAUAAAAGGAUUCCCUUUAAUGUGCCUUUACCUUCAACCUUUAACAAUUUUUAUGUUAAAUGUUUUAUGUAGUCCUUAGUUAUUAAACAAAUUUUAUCAAAAAUAAAUAUACAAAUAGUUCUUUUGGCCUGAAAAAAUAAGAACAUGAUCUAUCCAUUGAUCCUAUCAAUGCUCCAAUAUAAUGAAUUUUCCCUUACCUCACUCUUCUUCAUCUUAUUACUCCUUUAAGUUUUAUUCAUACUAGUGUGCAAGUAAUGAUCUAGUUUUAAUGCAAGUUAGAAUUUUAGAUAGCAUAUAGGUACCUUAACCUAAAUAGCUCAAUUCAUAAACUCAAAAUACAGACUCAACUUGGAAAGCAUGGUAAUCAUGACAGAUUGAAAGUCCUGCUGUGAGUGCAAAAGCCCUAGGGGAAAAUAUACCUAAUGCUGAUAGAGUCAGAGGGUAGAAAAGAUCUUAGACUCUUACCCUUCUAUUAAUUCCCUUCCUGCCAUUGCUGUCUUGUCUAAUUCAAGUGUGGGUAACUUUCAACUGAUCUGUUUUUUACUUGCUGUCAUCACAGAUACUGGAUGUGGUGUACAUUGCUUAUGGCUGCUGUCAUCACAGAUGAUGUGGUGUAUGCUGCUUGGGUGAAACAUACCUGACAAGGUACUUGGAAAUCAUCCAUACCCCCGAGCAAGCAUUAUGUUAGCUAACUAAGAUCUCAAUCUAAUUUUUGUCUGCUUCAUUACUAAGAAAAUUAAGCGGGGUUGUUGUAGGAAGUGAAAUUAAAUGGAAAAGACUUCUGAGGUGAAAUUUAAGACAUUAAUGAUAAAAUGAAGCCAACAGUACAAAAACUGAGGAAGACGACCAUUCGAGAUAGAGGCAACAGUGAAUGCAAAGUCCCUAAGAUAGGAAUAAGCUUGGUAGGUUCAAGAAACAGAAACAUGCAUGUAGCUAAAGUAUACUUGGGGACUGGGGAGAGAACAGAUGAAGAUGAUGAGGCUAGUAAGUUUGGCAGGAAUGUGAGCACAGAGGCCUUGUAGAUGGUGAAUGAGGUCUGACUUUAAAUUAAAAAUCACUACAGCUGUUACAUGGUGCAUAGCCAACCAAACCAGAAAAAAGUAGAAGGAAAUUAAACUAAGAAGCUAUUACAGUCCAGGCAGGAGGUGAUGAUGAUUUGAAUUAGGUGGCAGAAGCAAACAGAUUAGAGAUUUAUUUGGUAGUAGACAAGACCUGUUAACUAAUUUGCUGUGAUGAGAAAAGAAUUAACUACAUUUUGGCCCAAGCAUCUGGAUGCACAGUGGCAUGUCUGCUCACGUGGGGAGGAACUGUAGGAUGAGUGAGGGAAAAUCAAAGGUUAAGAUGAAGUGCAAUUUCUAGUCUUGCCUUUUCUAGGUUUUUUUUUUUUAAUCUAUUC